Molecule: messenger RNA, 3097 nt
Organism: Nasonia vitripennis (jewel wasp)
Lineage: Eukaryota; Metazoa; Arthropoda; Insecta; Hymenoptera; Pteromalidae
Product: neprilysin-2
Exons: 9
Coding region: 480-2645 (721 amino acids)
Biological process (GO): protein processing
Cellular component (GO): plasma membrane
Molecular function (GO): metalloendopeptidase activity
Source: RefSeq, a predicted model, not a curated record
UUUGCUGAUAAAGUCAGUGCGAUGCUGCUUCAACGAUUCCAGUUUGAAUUCAACCAAGUUUGAUUCAUGAUUCAGUACCCUUCUUCCGAGUAUAUGUAUUAUCAUUGUCUAUAAUUUACUAAGGCAAGUGUCUGCGGUGAAUUUAUUCUGUCUGCAUUCGUACUCGGUAUUUAUAUCAAAUAAGUUCUAUGGAUCGCGUAAUCUCAACACUUACUGAUUUAAAUUAAUUUGACUUGACUUAAAUGUUAUCAUUUUUUCAUUACGAAGUUGUAUUCGUUUACAGUAAAAGAGGAAUAUUUUCUAACAAACUUCAGUAAUCGUGUAGUACGAUAAAAAGAUCAAUUUUUAGGUAUAAUUUGCAUGCUCAAGUCAAAAAUGAUUAAUUUUAAGAGCAAAAAAUUUGAGUAAGUUUUCUAUUUUUGACUUAGUAUGGUUUACAAUUAUAAUUAUUAAAUAAAUGUGGAAAUGUAAACAGAAAUAUGAUACAAGCAAUAAUAUUUUGUAUUAACUUAAUACUAUCUUUACAAUGUAAUUUGGCUAAAGGAGCAACCAUAAACUUUCAUAAAGCCAGUUUAAAUGUUGAUCAAACAUGUCAAGAUGCAUGUACAACAAGCAGUUGCGCUUUAGAAGCAAACCAUUUUUUAAGUAUCAUGAAUCAAAAUAUAAACCCAUGUGAUGAUUUUUAUCAAUUUGUAUGUGGAAAUUUUAUCAAAGAAAAAAGUAUUAUUGACGAAGCAACGAUCAUAAACACAUUUAGCAUUGCACAGAGAGAGGUAUCUACUCAAAUAUACAAUGAAAUUAGAACGAACGUAAAUUCGAAAGAUCUGUCAGCGUUUGCCAAACCGAAAAUUUAUUAUCAGAAUUGCAUGAAUGAAUCUCGUAUAGAAAAUGAAGGAACAAAACCUCUUUUUGAGAUAUUAAACAAAAUUGGCGGUUGGCCCGUAUUAGAUGGUCAAAAAUGGAAUGAAAGUAUCUUUAGUUGGGAAAAUACAACAUAUCAAAUUAGAGAUCAGAAUUUUUUGAUUACUUUUCCAGUAAUUGCCACGGUUCAUAUUGAUAGUAAAAAUACUUCAAAGCAUAUUAUAAAGAUUGAUAAUGGUUUUACUACUAUCAGUCGAACUUUUUUAUUGGAUGGCCUUAAUAGUAAACUGCUUAAAGCCUAUUAUGAAGAAAUGAUAAAUGUUACUGUAGCACUUGGAGCGGAUCGAGAGGCAGCAUUAAAAGAAAUGAGGAAAGUUCUUGAAUUUGAAAUUAAUCUUUAUAAGAUAAAAACACCACCAGAAAAAAUGUUAGAUGUUCCAAAAAUCAAUACUCAAAUCACAAUCGAAGAACUAUCUAAAAAAUAUCCUCGAAUUCCCUGGUUAAAAUUAAUAAACAAAGUAUUUAAUUUGAGUAGUAUACUUAUCAAUAAUAAUGAGACAGUUACUGUUGUUGAUUUAAAUUAUCUAUCAGCCGUAGAAAAAUUAAUACAAACAACACCAAAAAGAGAUCUCGCUAACUUUUUGUCAUGGAAACUGGUUGAGCAAGCUCUUGCGUACAUGCCUCGAACAUUACGACAAAUAGCAUCAGCAUUUACUAAAGAAGUGUCAGGAACUACUAGAAUAAUGAAUAGAGAAUCUUGGUGUUUAAAUGAAAUAAUGGAAGCUUUUCCUAUUAGCUUAAGUGCUAUGUAUGUUAGAAAAUAUUUUAACAACGAUAUAAAUGAGAAGGUUACUGAAAUUCUGCAUAAUGUUAAAAAUCAAAUAAAAAAAAAUUUAGAACAGAUUGAUUGGAUGGAUAAUACAACGCGAACAGCUGCAAUAGAAAAAUUACAGGCAAUGGAAGCUUCAAUUGGCCAUGCUGAUGAAUUAUUGGACAAUGAAAAAAUCAAUGAUUACUACAGUGAACUUGAAAUAAAUGUAGGAAAUUACUUAGAAAGUGCAUUUAAUAUAACAAGAUUUUUGGAAAAUAAAAAUUACAGAGCUCUACGAAAAUCAGCUGGUAUAGGCGAUUGGAUAUUUAGCAAAAAUGCAGCCAUUAUUAAUGCAUUUUAUAUUCUACAAAAAAAUACUUUGGAGAUACCAGCUGGUUUUUUAAGAUCUUUUUUUCGGUCUGCUAGCCCCCAAUACAUAAAUUAUGGCAUUAUUGGUUCUAUCAUCGGUCAUGAAAUCACGCACGCUUUUGAUAAUCAGGGUCGAAGAUAUGAUAAAAAUGGAAAUGAAAAUAAUUGGUGGUUACCUUCAACGGAAGAAAAAUUUUUUCAAAAAUCAAGAUGUAUUAUAGACCAGUAUAAUAAUUUUACUGUCGCGGAAAUUGGACUGCAAGUGAAUGGCAUUCUUACACAAGGCGAAAAUAUUGCUGACAAUGGAGGCUUUAAGAUAGCUUAUCAUGCCUACAAUGAAUGGAUAAAAAAUAAGAAUGCCACUGAGCCUUGUCUUUCAUCUCUUUCUUACACCCCACGUCAAAUGUUCUGGAUUAGUGCCGCAAGUGCUUGGUGCAGUAAGCAACGACCAGAAUAUUUAAAAGAUUUAAUUUCUACUGACGAACAUAGCCCCGAAAACGCUCGAGUUACAAUUUCUUUCUCAAAUAUACCGGAGUUCGCAAAAGAUUUUAAUUGUCAAAUUGGUUCUAAAAUGAAUCCGAAAAAUAAAUGUACAGUAUGGUAAUUAAAUAUAAGACAGAAAUAAAAAUAUGUAUUAUUAUAUUGUGCGGUAAACGUAAUAAGAUGUCUAUUCAGCUUACUAUUGCUACAAACUCAAAUAAAAUAGAUACUUUAGACGUAAGUCUUUAUAGUUUCACGCUCAUUUAGAAAUCGUAUGAUAAUAUUCGAUUCCAUCGGCCGUUCUUUUAUUUGUGAGAUUUGAUGAAUGUCAAACCAUCUAAAUAUUAAUCAUUCAUUCAUUGAGUUCAAAUUUAUUCUUAACAGUUUUUAAUAAUCUGCUUUAUUUCAUUGUACAGAAAUACCUGCGUAUUCAUAUACAUUUGCAUAAUGUUCACAUAUUGCCGCUAAAAGUAAAUUAUGUUUUAAAAUAAUCAUACGCAUCGCUAUUUAGAUUAAAUUUUAUGAGGUACGGAAUGUACUACAAAAUUUUCCAAAUAAAAAAAUUAGCAUUUCAAA